AUCGAUAUGUGAUAACAUAAGUGUACAUGAAAAUUCCGUGUUGAUUGUGUGAAUGUGUGUGUUGUGAACAAAAAUAACUAAACUAUCUAUACAUAUUUCUACGCGUUUAUCUAAAAGUUGCGACUACUGUACUCAUAAUUUACUUAAUUUUUGUGUAUUUUUGUAUCGUUUUGCCCAAAUCACUUAAUCCAUUUAGUCACCAUGGCUCUCUGUGUUUGUAAAUGCCUAAAUGUAACGCUUGAAGGUGAUAAAAUUGAAGACAAUGUCGAUAUUGGGAAACUGGAGUUAUCAUCCAUGGAACAAAGGGAUAUUUUUUUCAGUGAGAAACUGCUGUCCUGCUCUUUAAGCAGCUUAAAGACUGAGGUGGCUCAGCCAGCCCUGGUGGACCAGCGCCCCCUCAGCAGAUGGACAGUACAUUCUUGCCUGGCAUGUGGUCAGGCCACCCAUGCCAUAUCACAUGACAAAAAAGAACCUUAUGCACUGCUUGUUUGUAAAUCUAAUCAGACUACACAGGACCGGAUUAACAAUCUGAAAAAGUCAAAUAACUAUUCACCAGUAUUCAACUUAUUAGUGCCAGAAGUAACAAAUGACAUAGAAAUGAAGGAAAAUGUGGACACAAAUAACUUCAUGCGCAGUGAUAAGACUGUGUGGCUCCCUACACAGCAGGUGAUAGGCACACUUAGUAAACAGUUGAAUCAAACUCUGCAGUCUCAGCUGGAAGCUGUAGAAGAAACUGUCAGACAGUUCAGAGAUCAGAAAUAUGCUGAGUUUGAAGCCUACAGAGAAAAAGCACAAAGAGAUCAUAAAAUAUUAGCUAGUAUCAUAAGUAAGGCGCGCAACAACGUUGAGCGGGACAGCUGGCGGAACGACGCCAACAUCGACAACGGCCCGCCGUCCCCGCAUCUACCUCCCCUGCAGAGACGAAGACUGUCUUCCUUCCAAGAUGCCAAAAAAGUCACACAUAGUAAUGUUAAGUCUUCUAGAAAUAUGCCUCCUGAAGAAGAUUCAUUGGAUGCGGAGGAUCUUUUUGAGUUAGAAGGCAUGGACUCCAGGAGCAACAUGCUGUCUGACCAAGAUGACUAUGAUUCUGAUCAAGGCAGUAACGACGAAGGUAUUCACAUUUCGCGCCCUCGCGGCGGCGGUAUGGAGGUGAUCGCUCGAUCUCUUCCUAUGAAUAUGCCAAAGUUCCCCAACGAGCGUCCCGCUACUCGGGAUUUAGAUGACGAUGAGGAGCCGGCGGACAUCGCGGCCAGCAUCAAGGCGCUGGCGCGCUCGGUGCACGGCGACCCGUUCGAGCUGCCGCGCCCGCGCUUCUCCACGCAGAUCUAGCGCCCGCCUGCUGCGCGCCACUCCGACAUCCGACGUCUGCCACACAUUGGUGCUUCGUAAUGUGAUCACAGUGACCCUAAACCCAAAUUAUGAGUAUACAUUACAUUUGACCUUACAUUAAGUGACAAUACAUCGUACGUUAAACAUACAGAUACAAUAAUAUGGCAGCUAUGUAGUGAACCCCGAAUAAGGUUAACAAUGAAUACAUAUGAGAGCCUGUUGAUUACAGAAUAAGAAAUAAAUAUAUGAGAGUAAAAUAAGAGGCUAUAAAAUGUUAUUAUAAGCAGAGUAACUAUUAUAUUGAUAAACACCAAUUCGUUUGUAGCGCAGUUUACUAAUUUAAUUUAAACGCAUUUUUGACAAUACGUUACUUUGAAUGUAUAUAAGCUUCGCCAUUUUAAUAAGUCGUUCGGUACGUUUUUAGGAAUGAGAACAAUAAAUUUAUAAGAUAAAACGAGUGUUGUGCGUUGAUGUGUUUCAAUAUAUGCCUGGCUGGAAUAUAAUUCAUAAAUGACCAACAAUUAAUGCAAAGUCAAUUAAACAUGUAAAACAAAGUGUCAGGUGAGGCAUGAUAUAGUGUUGUCUGCUUACUGUUCCAACAGUGGUGUAUUAGCGAGUACAUAACCUAGCCAUGUAAGAGAUUGAUAAUGGAGUAAGUCUAUAGCUGUGACAAUGUUGUGUUAAUAUAAAUUCAAGUCGAACUAAGAGUAAGAAAACAUGCCAUAUUACUAAGAGUCAUUUUUGUCGGCCUUUAACUGUAAACAUAAUGUGCAAAAGUGUCUUGGUGUCAGUGAGUUUUGUUAAAUGUAUGUAAAUAUAACAAAUUUUAUAGACGACAAGUAAAUAUACUAUAAAUUGUUAACAUCUAAGUCAUAUCCACGUUAAUAGACUUUUCUAUUAUUUUUAUCUGGUGUUAUCGUAAUGAUAAGUGAAAAGUGUACAAAAUAUGAAUACCUUGCAUUUCUUACUAGUCUUUUAGGGUCACGAAUAAUUUUUCAUUGUUAACAUUAUUUUCAGUAGGUAGUUUAUAAAAUCGCAUACAUAAUGGACAAUCAUAAAAUGUACAUAUAAGGAAUCAUUGUUAUUUCGUUGAAUAACGAUACAAUAUAAAACUUUUGAAAAUCAUUUAUUUUUAUACCCGAUAUUUUGAAUGUUUAUGUAAUGGUUAACAGUCAGAAUCAGGAGUAGGCCUCGGUGACGCAGAGACGUCUCGGUCGUUUGUAUGUUUAUUAUCUCAUAACUUGCUUAGUGUUUAAGUUAGGCUAUAUUUACGUUUUCUUAUCUCGUGUGUUUACUGAACAAGCGAAUCAUAUUGUCAGCGUCUUCCAAUAGAACUGAUUUAAAAAGAGAAAAAUGAUUUUUAAGUGGUGUCUAUUUCAGUCAGUUAUUUUCUAAUUUAGCUAAAACUAAUAUUGUUUCAUUGGUGUGACUUUAAAGAGAUGGACCUUGAUUGUAUGUAUUUAGAAGUAUGUAAUAAAUAUUGAACGUGA
Molecule: messenger RNA, 2819 nt
Organism: Trichoplusia ni (cabbage looper)
Lineage: Eukaryota; Metazoa; Arthropoda; Insecta; Lepidoptera; Noctuidae
Exons: 7
Coding region: 202-1329 (375 amino acids)
Biological process (GO): negative regulation of protein kinase activity; negative regulation of TOR signaling; neurotrophin TRK receptor signaling pathway
Cellular component (GO): cytoplasm
Source: RefSeq, a predicted model, not a curated record